UUGAUACAGAGUGGGUUUAACUCUAAACCCUUGUUCACUGAAGUUAGAAAUGUAUUGCAUUGGUCAUUUUAAGACCAGAUUGGCACCAGCAUCAAAAUAGUGACAGGCAGUUUGGAAUGCCAUAGUCUAUUAUGUACUCGGAGUAUUUCUAUUAAAGAAGACAAGAACCUGGCAGAGAUUUUUGUCCUCAUCUUCACCAACUGCAAAAUCAAAAGUUAAGAAACAGCGUCUCAGGACACUUUUUAGGUGGCAUAGGAAGAAUCUAGAGGAUGGCUCUAAAUGAUUGCUUCAUUCAGACCGUGCCCUGCAACAUCUCCAACCACAGUAUGGAUCUUCCCGUGAACGAGGACUGGUUCCACCGGGGCAUCCUCUAUGUCAUCCCUGCAAUUUACGGGGUCAUCAUUCUGAUAGGCCUCACUGGCAACAUCACACUGAUCAAGAUCUUCUGUACCGUGAAGUCCAUGAGAAAUGUACCAAACCUGUUCAUCUCCAGCCUGGCUUUAGGAGACCUGCUCCUCUUGGUGACCUGUGCUCCGGUGGAUGCCAGCAGGUACCUGGCUGACCGAUGGCUAUUUGGGAGGAUUGGCUGCAAACUGAUCCCCUUUAUACAGCUUACCUCAGUGGGGGUGUCAGUCUUCACACUCACCGCUCUCUCAGCAGACAGGUACAAAGCAAUUGUCCGGCCAAUGGAUAUCCAGGCCUCCCAUGCCCUGAUGAAGAUCUGCCUGAAAGCUGCAUCGAUCUGGAUCAUCUCCAUGCUUCUGGCCAUCCCAGAAGCUGUGUUUUCUGAUCUACACCCUUUCCACGAGGAAAGCACCAAUCAGACCUUCAUUAGCUGUGCACCAUACCCACACUCUAAUGAGCUGCACCCCAAAAUCCACUCCAUGGCUUCCUUUCUGAUCUUCUACAUCAUUCCGCUGUCCAUCAUUUCUGUCUACUACUACUUCAUUGCUAAAAAUCUGAUCCAGAGUGCUUCCAAUCUGCCUGUGGAAGGGAAUAUACACGUCAAGAAGCAGAUCGAAUCCCGGAAGCGCCUUGCCAAGACGGUGCUGGUGUUUGUGGGCCUCUUUGCCUUCUGUUGGCUCCCCAACCAUGUCAUCUACCUGUACCGCUCCUACCACUACUCCAAGGUGGACACUUCCAUGCUCCACUUCGUCACCAGUAUCUGCGCCCGCCUCCUGGCCUUCACCAACUCCUGCGUCAACCCCUUUGCCCUCUACCUACUUAGCAAGAGUUUCAGAAAGCAGUUCAACACCCAGCUCCUUUGUUGCCGACCUGGCCUGCUGACCCGGUCUCACAGCACCGGCAGAAGUACCACCUGCAUGACCUCCUUCAAGAGUACCAACCCUUCCGCGGCCACUUUCAGCCUCAUCAAUGGCAACAUCUGUCAUGAGGGGUACGUCUAGACUGAACACUGCCCCUGCCCCCCAGUCCCCCUGAUUUUGCUUUGUGGCUGGUAAGAAACCCUCACAUCUGUCGUUGUCUCUGUAACCUCUAAAGACCCCCUGUGGUGCUCAGGAGUGGUAUAGGCUGGCUGGGGACAGGCCUAAAUGGAUCACUGUUAACGUUCGAAGGGCCCAUCAAGGUUUACCUUUCUCAUUUCAACUUGUGAAUGCUUCUCCUGAUAGGAGGGAAAAAGGCAAAGUGUACUUUUUUUUAAAGAAAAAGAACCAAACAGAAAAUUACUAUUCUAAGCAUCAAUUUCUGACAUACAGGCGUGGCCAAUCAAGUCAUAGAAACUAGAUGAAGAACCAAAUUUAUAUAGCAGAUCAGAUUAUAUAUCAGAUGUCCACUUCGUGAAAGACUUCACCUUGUCAUUUCUUUGAGCAAGAGCUAGUGCUUUAGAAAAUAUGACUUGAGUGGUGUUUCAGGAAUAUUUCUAGUCACGAAGAAAGAGACUCUGUUGACACUUAUAAUAUGAAGGACAGUGCCCACGUUAAUAACACUGGAAGCCAUUUUAAGACAAAUUCAAGUGUUGUACAUUACUGAGGACAUAGGAGAAACAUUUGAGAUACUAUUUUAAGGCAAAACCACAACCAAACACAUAGACAUGUAUGUAAAGAUCCAUGUGUGGCUAUGGAAACCUCUCACAUUCUGACUAACUUCAUGAAAGUCCUUUUUGCCAUUGCCCACUUGCCAUCAGUUCCACUGCAGAAGGAAAAAUUCUUUUGGGGGAAGAUCGAUCAUGAUAUUGAUUCCUCAAACAAUACAAGAGCGUAAAGUAUAAUGUUUAUUUUUAGUGUACAAGAGUCUCAGUCAAAUGUACUUAUUUCGAUUUGGAUGUCCUUGUCUGCGUUGAAGCGGUAGCUUCCCAAGAGGGAGAAAAAGGAUCACAUCUGGGUGAAAAGAGGAACAUGUUACAUUAAAUCAGUGCUUCACCUGAAGUAAGUGGGAGGAAAUGAAUACAAUUUCAAUGACAUGGAUUUCUAUCUGAAUAUGUAAAACACAGCUCUGGGGAGCUUAGCUUUAAAAACUGAUUAAAAAUAGCUACAGAUAUAUUAAGUUUCUACUCAAGAACAAUGUUUACAAAGCAGCCCAUGUGCAGAAAAAUGCUGAAUUGUAAUCUUCUGAGUAAAAGGAUUUGACUAUCUUACUUUAGAAACCCG
Molecule: messenger RNA, 2606 nt
Organism: Artibeus jamaicensis (Jamaican fruit-eating bat)
Lineage: Eukaryota; Metazoa; Chordata; Mammalia; Chiroptera; Phyllostomidae
Gene: GRPR
Product: gastrin releasing peptide receptor
Exons: 3
Coding region: 270-1406 (378 amino acids)
Biological process (GO): G protein-coupled receptor signaling pathway
Cellular component (GO): membrane
Molecular function (GO): G protein-coupled peptide receptor activity
Source: RefSeq, a predicted model, not a curated record